GCACAGUCAGUCGCCAUGGAUCGCUGGCGGGGCCGGGUGGCGGUGGUGACUGGCGCCAGCGCGGGCAUCGGCGCCGCCGUGGUGCGCGCCCUGCUGCGGCACGGCGUCACCGUCGUGGGCGUCGCCCGCAGGCCCGGCAGGGUGCAGGAACUCGCCAACGACGCCGGUGGUGGUCGGCUGCACGCGCUCAAGGGCGAUGUGAGCAAAGAGGGCGACGUGGUGGCCGCCUUCCAGUGGGUGCGCCAACACCUCGGCGCCGUCCACAUCCUCGUCAACAACGCCGGUAUCUACAGCGAGGCCUCCCUCACCGAGGCCACAGAGGAGGACAUGCGGCGCGUGGUGGAGGUGAACCUGCUGGGUCUGUCGCUGUGCACGCGUGAGGCGGUCAGGCUGAUGCUCGACCAGGGCGUACACGACGGCCACAUCGUCCACAUCGGCAGCGCGCUGGCCCAGAGGCUGCCCGAGACGUCUGAGGGGGCGCUGUCAGUGGCUACCAAGCACGGCGUCCGCUGCCUGGCCGAGGGGCUGCGGAAGGAUCUGGCAGGGCGCGGCGCGCGCACCAGGGUCACAGUGAUCAGCCCCGGCCUGGUGCUGACCGACGUCUUCCAGGACUUCAAAGUGCUGACCCGCGAGGCGGUGCUGUCGCGGCCGCACCUGCGUCCUGAGGACGUGGCCGACGCGCUGCUCUACGCCCUCAGCACGCCCCCGCACGUGCAGGUCAACGAAUUGGUGGUGGAGGCAGUUGCACAAGGGUCCCAGCCCCAAACACAACUGUAGCAGUUUCUUGUGGACAGGUGAACGAGAAGUGGCUCAUCAUCUUGACCAUAUUCUUAUUUUCUUGUCGACAGUUCUUUGCUAAGAGGGAUACAAAGUCCUUCAUUUGCUUUUACUGGUUACAAAAAAGCUCAAAUAGAAAUAGAUUGUCUGUGAGAAUAAAGAUUAUCUCCAUCUCUGGAGCUUUGUAAACCACAGGUGUGAACGA
Schistocerca americana (American grasshopper) is the source of this 982-nucleotide messenger RNA. Its product is annotated as farnesol dehydrogenase-like. NCBI's taxonomy places the organism in Eukaryota, Metazoa, Arthropoda, Insecta, Orthoptera, Acrididae. The transcript is spliced from 6 exons. The coding region runs from base 16 to 777 and encodes 253 amino acids. The record is from RefSeq and is a predicted model, not a curated record.